AUGCUUCUCACUGGUGCUUUCAUCUUUGUGAUGAUGGUGUUGUAUGUUGAUGGGAAAUCCAAGUUACCCAAAGACCAAUUCACCUGUCCUUCUGGUCUUGCUGCAAAAUGUGUUGGAAGUUCUGGUACGCUAGAAUUCUUAAUAAGUAUUGUUAGCCCAUUCCCUUUGGGGAAUAACCAAAUCAAUCCCAGGACUGGUAUUAAUCACCCACUACCUAACACUCACCACGCUCAAAAACUUCAGUCAACUCAUAGUAACAACCUUCUUACUAUUAAAUACUCAGGCCCCAUAGAUCCAACUGAAGUAAAGGGUAAAAAAGGAGUUUAUAAAUGUGAUCUUGCAGUAUCUGGUAUGGCAUGUUGUUCAGGGGGCACUUGUAUGAAUCCACAAUCUUGA
Puccinia graminis f. sp. tritici CRL 75-36-700-3 is the source of this 396-nucleotide messenger RNA. RefSeq lists its product as uncharacterized. The record is from RefSeq and is a predicted model, not a curated record. Bases 1 to 396 code for a protein of 131 amino acids. Lineage: Eukaryota; Fungi; Basidiomycota; Pucciniomycetes; Pucciniales; Pucciniaceae. The transcript has 5 exons.